AUGUCUUUUAACAGGACAUCUACCCUGCAGUGGGCCGCAUUGGAAGCGGAUCCCUGCAACUACAUGCCUUACUUAUUUCAGAAGUUGAAAUGUCGCGAUGUGUGGAAUUCACUUGACAGGGACACCGCUUGGAAUGAGGAAAUCAGACCACAGGCUAGGAAGUCACCAGAGCGACUGACAAAUAAUGGCCGGUACAAGGGAGUGAUCGGUGCAUUCGGUCUUCUCACUCUGAUCGUUUGCUGUCUCAGACUCUAUCUUCGAGGGUUCAUCACGCAUGCAUUCGGCCUGGAUGACUGUCUUGUUCUUCUUGCCUUGUGCAUGGUCCUUGUGUUCGCAGCCCUCUCUAUCAUUCUCACAACGUAUGGAAUUGGCUACCAUCAGGAGACUGUUCCUACUGCAGAUAUGAUCAUGAUGGAGAAGUACGUCUAUAUCUUGUUCUGCCUAUAUCUCUGGGUGGCCUUGGCUGUCAAAUGUAGCCUUACUGUUUUCAUCUUGCGCGUUUUUCCGACCAAAUGGAUCCGGCGGAUUGGACUGGGAAUCAUGGUGCUCAUGGCCAUCGUCACCGUUUCGGGGGAAUUACCCUUGAUCUUCCAGUGCUGGCCAGUGCAGGCAGCGUGGGACUCGACCGUCCCAAACUCGAAGUGCUUUUCAAAUGCCGUGUUAGAGGACCUCCAGCUGUAUCAGGCAAUACUGAUGUUAUUAUUCGAUGUGAGCAUCAUCACUCUUCCAAUGCCAACGAUCUGGAAGCUCCAAAUGCCUGUUCAGCGCCGUCUAUUCAUUAUUGGAUUAUUUUGUCUUGGAUUCGUGGCCUGCAGUGCCGGUCUGGCACGCAUUCCGCUAUUAGAUUUCCAAGUUAAUUCGACCGACUAUACAUACGUCGGCGCGGUUCCACUCAUAUUGAUGAAUGUCGAAUAUGCGCUCGGCCUAAUUACCGGCUCUUUACCUUCGCUGCGGGUUCUGCUUAGAAACAUUCCGGGACUGAACAGCAGCAGAAAGAGCACCGAUCCGGGCCGAGAUUGGAGAAAUGGCCCUGAUCAUAGCGGAUAUCAUCUCAGCGAACGGAGUCAUUGGGCUCAUAAAUCUAAAAGGAAGGGUAAAGUCGAUCUUGAAAGUUGCGAUAACGAAAGUCAGCAGCAGAUUAUCGUAACCACAACAGUAGAACAGGGAUAG
Aspergillus welwitschiae is the source of this 1170-nucleotide messenger RNA. RefSeq lists its product as uncharacterized. The coding region runs from base 1 to 1170 and encodes 389 amino acids. The transcript has 8 exons. NCBI's taxonomy places the organism in Eukaryota, Fungi, Ascomycota, Eurotiomycetes, Eurotiales, Aspergillaceae. The record is from RefSeq and is a predicted model, not a curated record.